GGAGGUGGUGCAAAUCGCGCGCGCGCCAAGGCUCCUCGUAACACACAUCUUAAACUCGGUGCUUGUAAAUUCUUUUGAACACGUUUUGGACGCUUGAAGUAAUUGUUUGUGGUUUUGUUCAGGUAGUAUAGUAUAAAUCUUUCGUGGCAAAGGCUGCACAAGGGCAGUCGGGAAAAUGCUUACUUGAGUGUGAAGUGAGAGGCGAGAGGACAUCAGAAAUAGAGAGAAACGCUGAGCGGUGAGUGCAGGUAGCAAUGCGAGUACCGCUUGUGCUGCUUGGGGGCAUCGUCGUCCUCUCGGUCGCGGUCGCGAGGGCCCUGUCCUGCGUCUGCUCGCCCCUGGAGUGCGACCCACUCACCAAAGACGACUGCCCCGGCGGACUCACCUGGGAUCCCUGCAAAUGCUGCCGAGUGUGCGCGCGGGUGGAGGGCGAGCCGUGCGGCGGCUUGUUCGGGUUCUCCGGCAGGUGCGCCGUCGGGCUGCAGUGCCUGAUCAAGAAUCUCGUCCCGCAUCCCCGUGAUUCGGCCGUCGACGAGGGCAUCUGCACAAAAAUCCCCGGGAGGACGAGACGGCACUGUCCCUUCGUGCCGAAGCUGUCGGAGCGGGGCUGCAAUCUGCUGGGCGAGGGUUCGACGAGCGACGCCGAGACCGGCCAACCGCAGGAUGCCGGCAGGUGCGUUUGCGGCCACCCCGUGCUCUGGUGUCCCGGAGAGCCCGAGCCCUACACCUACAAGACCCGGCACGAGUGCGAGCUCAACUUGGCCGCCAAAAUGACUUACGACAGCGGCCUGAGGCAUCGACUCGGCGCGGAGCAAAGGUGGGACGACUGAAGAGCGUAAUUUUUCGUUCACUCGGAGGAGCGAGGGAAAGAGGGACGAAGGUGAGGUAACAGAGACAACGCGAUCGAGGGGCGGUGUAAUAAUUAUACAGUGGGGUGGUGAUGGUGAACGAAAAGUAUCGCGUGCAGUGUGUGUUGUAAUUAUAUACCUGUACAAGGGGUGGGUACGUGUGGGUAUUAUAUGUAAAACACAGUGUGCCAUGACUGCAGUUCGUCGAGUGUCCCAGUGACAUCGUCAAAGACGGCCGGACACAAUAUUUACAGUAAAUUACAAAAGCACGCGCUCCGGAGACUCCCGUGUAUAAUGUGAAGUGCCUCCACGAACUUGCGUGUACACAACUGCUGUUCGACAACAAAGCCAAGAAUCCAAGAGCACCUGCAGCCCACCGGAAGAAUCCAUCAACGAUGGCGGCCAACGGUGCGUUACCGCUCGUCAUUGUCCUGCUCUUCUGUUAUCUCGUGCCGAGCAACGCGGCUACGUGUCCGACCGACAGUGUAGCGAUGGACGACGGUGAAUGCAAAUGCAUCUCGCCGUGUCCCAGGCACGAUUGCCAGCCCGGACUGCAGGCCAUCCGAGUGCAGGAGGCCAUACCCGAGAUCCCGGGGCUCUGCUGUCCUCUGUACGAGUGCCACA
Molecule: messenger RNA, 1472 nt
Organism: Copidosoma floridanum
Lineage: Eukaryota; Metazoa; Arthropoda; Insecta; Hymenoptera; Encyrtidae
Product: cysteine-rich motor neuron 1 protein
Biological process (GO): regulation of cell growth; regulation of signal transduction
Cellular component (GO): extracellular region
Molecular function (GO): insulin-like growth factor binding
Source: RefSeq, a predicted model, not a curated record